CAAACAGAAGCCAGAUUCAUGGAUUUCAUGAGUUUAAAAAUAGCGAAACGAUAGCUAUAAAAACCAUGAUACACAAAGAGAGAAAAUAGGUGAAAAGUGACCAACUAUUUUUUGCUACUAGACAAACAGUUUCCCAACAACUGUCAGUGUGGUUGUUGUAGGUGUUCAGCAGUUCAAUCGCACUCACUGCAGGUCAGCUGGCAAUGUUUACUGAUGGAUCACUGCACUGCCCACUGCCCACAGCCCACACACACACACACACACACACACACACACACACACACACACACACACACACACACACACACUGGUAGCUCUCUGCCUGGACCAUCCCACACUCUAACUGUGUCUCUCCCACAGUCAGGAGGAAUAUGGGCAAAUCCGAAAGUCAAAUGGAUAUCAUGGAGAAAUCAAGUAAACCUGGAAAGCGUCGUUGGACUGUCGCGGAGAUCAGUCUGUCCGUGCUUCUGCUGUUGGUCAGCUGUGCCUUGGCCGGGCUGGUGGUCCUCUACACAUCAGUUGUGAAAGAACAAUCGAACAGGUCCAGUGUGUCAAGGAGCUCAACACGAGAGGGUCAGCUGUUUCGCUCCAACCUCAACAAUGUGUGCACAACGGCGGACUGUGUCACUGCAGCUGCUCGACUCCUGCAGAACAUGGAUAAGUCUGUGAAGCCCUGCGAUAAUUUCUACCAGUACGCCUGCGGGGGUUGGCUGGAGCGCCAUGUCAUCCCGGAGACCAGCUCUCGUCACAGUGUCUUUGACAUUCUGAGGGACAAGCUGGAGAUUGUCCUCAAAGGUGUUCUGGAGACGGAGAACGAGCAGGACAGGGAUGCCAUCCGAAAGGCCAAAACCCUUUACAGCUCCUGCAUGAAUGAGAGCCUCAUAGAGCAGCGUGACUCCCAGCCCCUCCUGACGCUCAUUGAGAGUAUCGGAGACUGGCCUGUGGCCUCAGACGACUGGAACUCCACAACAGAGGAGAUGUGGAGCCUCGAGGACACGCUGGCGACGCUCACUGCUCGUUUCCACAAGAAGGUUUUGCUGGACUUGUACGUCUGGACAGAUGACCGGGACUCUCGGCGUCAUAUCAUUUAUAUUGACCAGCCAGGACUUGGAAUGCCAUCAAGAGACUAUUACUUCAAUGAUGGAAACUACAAAAAGGUUCGAGACGCCUACCUGCACUUCAUGUUCUCCAUCGCGAAGAUAACCCGAGAGGACAGGAACUUGACCCAGGAUGACGAGCGUGUGUGGGAGGAAAUGAUGCAGGUGCUGGAGCUGGAGACAGACAUCGCCAACGCCACAUCACCAGCAGAGGAAAGACAAGAUGUCACAGUUCUCUACAACAAGAUGACACUGGGUGAACUACAGAGCACGUUCAGCUUAAAUGGUUUUAACUGGACACGAUAUAUUCAGGGUGUGCUGUCGAGUGUGUCCGUUGAGGUCCAGCUAGCAGAGGAGGUGGUGGUGUACAGCUCCCCCUACCUGGAGAAGAUGAAUGACGUUCUCUCCAGACACAGCGCCAGAACUAUGCAGAACUACCUCAGCUGGCAGCUCGUCAUUGAAAGAGUCAAUAGCUUGAGCCGACGCUUCAAAGAUGCCAGAGCCCGUUACAGGAAGACUCUCUAUGGGACGACAGUGGAGGACGCUUGGUGGAGGGAAUGCGUCCGUUACGUCCAGAACAGCAUGGAGAACGCAGUUGGCGCUCUGUACGUGCGUGAGACCUUUGCCGGAGAAAGUAAACGAAUGGUCAGUGACCUCAUCGGUAAGAUCCAGAAAGCCUAUGUGGAAACUCUCGAGGAGUUAAGCUGGAUGGACGCACCCUCAAAAGAGAAAGCAAGAGAGAAGGCCAUGGCAAUCAAGGAGCACAUUGGUUAUCCAGAUCAUAUUCUACAGCAAAGCAACCUGAAACUUGACCAGGAGUAUGCACAUCUGAACUUUAGUGAAGAACACUACUUUGAGAACAUCCUGGAGAACCUGAAGUCUGAGGCGCAAAAGAGUCUGAAGAAGCUCAGAGAACCGGUGGAUCCUGACUUGUGGAUCAUUGGUGCUGCAGUGGUAAACGCAUUCUACUCACCCAACAGGAACCAGAUAGUGUUUCCUGCUGGGAUCCUGCAGCCGCCGUUCUUCAAUAAGCAUCAACACCAGGCCCUGAACUUUGGUGGAAUAGGAAUGGUUAUCGGACAUGAGAUCACACAUGGAUUCGAUGACAACGGUCGUAAUUUUGACAAGGACGGUAAUAUGCUGAACUGGUGGAGUAAUUACUCUGCCGAGCAUUUUAAAGAGCAGUCGCAGUGCAUGGUGCAGCAGUACGGCAACUUCAACUGGAAGCUAGCAGGUGGACAGAACGUGAGUGGAAUCAGCACUUUGGGGGAGAACAUCGCCGACAACGGAGGAGUUCGUCAAGCAUACAAGGCUUACCUGAAGUGGGUGGAGAUGGAGGGGGAGGAGCCCUGUCUUCCUGGUCUCGACAUGGAUCACAAGCAACUUUUCUUUCUUAACUUUGCCCAAGUGUGGUGUGGUGCUUAUCGGCCUGAGUACGCCAGCCAGUCCAUCAAGACGGACUCACACAGUCCUUUAGAAUACAGGGUGCUUGGAUCUCUACAGAAUUUCGAAGCCUUCUCAGAAGCGUUCCAGUGCCAGAAGGGCAGUCAAAUGAACCCUGAGCAGAAAUGUCGCGUUUGGUAGAACGUUUUAUUCAUGAAAUAAUUGUUUCCUGACUUGGGCCACUCAGAUCAAGUUUUACAUUUAAAACCCACAGAGAAAAUUCUACUGAAGACUUAUUCAGUUUAUUUAGGGGCAGACUGUCGAGCUCUCCAGUUUCAAAACUCGAAAUAUGUUAUGUACUGUUUAAAAAAAAGAAACUUGCUUGAGUAUCUAUCAAGUUUGAAGUGUUGUCUCUGGAUGAGUCAGUCACUUGGUCUUCUGUUUUUGCUGUGUCCCACAACAGAAGACGAGUACGUGACUGAAAAUGGUCCUUAGAAAACAAAAGAUCUUGUUAAACUCAUGACUUUAAAUACAUUACUGCCCUUCUUGAAUUAAUCAGUUACAAACAAAAAAAAUCUCUUGUUCAGAUCUUUGUGACUUAUCCAUUAACGUCUGACACUGAGAUGCCUCUGUGUCUUUCCUCCGACUUGUUGUUUUCAAGAUGUUGUGCCACUCUAGAAAAAAAAUCAAUAGCGAACCAAUCUAACACUGACUGAAGUGCGAGUCUGAAAGAAAUGAAAGCUCGUGAAAGCUACAGAGGAAUUAGUCACACUCUGAGAGUUUGGCUAUUCACUGUUACAUGAAACAAAUUACCUUAAGACUUUAAGACUGUUAAAUCUUUGCAGCUUUAACCUUAAAUUAACAUUCUGAGAGCUGUGGCUGUCAACGUUUUUACACUGGAUGAAUAUUUCAAAUUAAGGAGGAAUUUAGCAGUUUUGCAGUUUUGUCCCAUCCUGCAGUUGGACGCCUGGUCCUCGGUGCAGAGGUGUACUUGUAUAUCAUGGUGGUUUGCUGUAACAAGUCAUUAUCCAGAUGUUUAAAAAAAAUAUUUGUGGCCUACCACAUUUUAGUGAGAAAAACCCAGCACUCGUUGAAUGUAGUCAUGUGAUAAUGAUGAAAAUGUCACUUUAUUAAAUGAUUGGUUACUGACAUUAAUCAAGUAGAUGUAGGUUUUGGGUGAACAGUAAAAACACUAAUCACAGUUGUGCUGUGCGUUUGAAGCACACUCCCCCAUUUUAUCUGCUUCCACACACUUACAGCCUCUGAAAUGUUCAUACGGGUUUAUUUUAGUUCUAAAAUUCCCAACACGACUCAUACCUACAAUUACUCAAAAUAAGAUCUCUUUGUAUGAUAUGUGUAUGUUAUAUUUAACCAAAAAAAGGUGGCUGAUCUGCAGACGCACUGGUCUUCUCUUUUGUUCCACAUUCUCCCGAGACGAGUCCUGAACACAGUGAUUACUAGACUCUAAGCC
Pleuronectes platessa (European plaice) is the source of this 3951-nucleotide messenger RNA. It is a transcript of the gene mmel1, whose product is annotated as membrane metallo-endopeptidase-like 1. The transcript has 23 exons. Bases 372 to 2681 code for a protein of 769 amino acids. Gene Ontology annotation, cellular component: plasma membrane. Gene Ontology annotation, molecular function: metalloendopeptidase activity. Gene Ontology annotation, biological process: protein processing. The record is from RefSeq and is a predicted model, not a curated record. NCBI's taxonomy places the organism in Eukaryota, Metazoa, Chordata, Actinopteri, Pleuronectiformes, Pleuronectidae.